Messenger RNA from Trichophyton verrucosum HKI 0517, 156 nucleotides. RefSeq lists its product as uncharacterized. Bases 1 to 156 code for a protein of 51 amino acids. NCBI's taxonomy places the organism in Eukaryota, Fungi, Ascomycota, Eurotiomycetes, Onygenales, Arthrodermataceae. The record is from RefSeq and is a predicted model, not a curated record. The transcript has a single exon.
AUGAGCUGCCUGGUCUAUCCACAGUCACCUCCAGAUUCCGUUUAUGAUGACGAUGAUGAUGCUGAUGCCAAUGCCGAGGAAGAAGGAAGGGAUGAGGAGUCGCUUAUCUCUUUUUAUAGAGCCGCAACGGAAAUACCUGAGGUAGCUGCUUGGUGA